This is a messenger RNA of Haemonchus placei, 1959 nucleotides long. The record is from the annotation of a GenBank genome assembly. Lineage: Eukaryota; Metazoa; Nematoda; Chromadorea; Rhabditida; Trichostrongylidae.
UCUCAUCGUGCAUUUUUGUGUACAGCACGUGUCCGAUUCAUAUCAACACCCGCACCUCAAAUGAAAAUGACUAAGAACAUUGUUCUCCGUAGACACAACGAUAUCGUUAAAAGCACUGAAGAUCAGCGACAGUAUCGAGGACUAGAGCUCACAAAUGGCCUCAAGGUAUUGCUGGUAUCCGACCCAACGACAGAUAAAUCUGCUGCCGCACUGGAUGUUAAUGCCGGUCAUCUCAUGGAUCCAUGGGAACUGCCAGGCACAGCUCAUUUCUGCGAACAUAUGUUAUUUCUAGGUACCGAUAAAUACCCAUCAGAGAACGAGUACAGUAAGUUCAUUUCUGCUCAUGCCGGUACCACAAAUGCGUAUACGGCGGCCGAUCACACAAAUUACCAUUUUGAUGUGAAGCCAGAUCAGUUAGAGGGAGCUUUAGAUCGUUUUGUACAAUUCUUUUUGGCCCCACAAUUCACAGAAAGUGCCACUGAAAGAGAGGUGUGUGCGGUUGACUCGGAACAUUCGAAUAAUCUGAAGAAUGAUGGAUGGCGCAAGUUGCAAGUAGAACGGUUCCUAUCCAAGCCAGGCCAUGACUAUGGAAAGUUCGGUACGGGAAGUAAGAAAACGUUGAUGGAUGAUGCCCGCAAGAAUGGAAUCGAACCAAGGGAAGCAUUGUUGAAGUUCCACAAGCAGUGGUAUAGCUCUAAUAUCAUGUCGCUGUGCAUUGUUGGGUCAGAGUCGUUGGAUGAAAUGGAAGCUUAUCUUGGCACGUUGGGCUUCGAUGCUAUCGAAAAUAAGCAAGUUAAACCAAUGAAAUGGUUGGAAAGUCCUUAUGGACGGGAGCAGUUAGGUAGACGUAUUGAGAUUGUGCCCAUCAAAGACACACGAAGUCUAACGAUUCGGUUCCCAAUCCCGGACUUGCAAGAAGAGUACAAAUCGAAUCCAUCACAUUAUAUCUCUCAUUUGCUCGGACAUGAAGGAAAGGGCUCCUUGCUAUCAGAACUGAAGCGUUUAGGAUGGGUUAGCUCACUUUCGGCUGGAGAAUCCACUCUGGCAAAAGGAAUGAGCACAUUUGAUAUUCAUGUUGAUCUUAGCGUUGAUGGCCUUAAUCAUACGGAAGAUAUAGUCAGCCUUGUAUUCAACUAUAUUGGUCUAUUAAAACGUACUGGUGCCGCUAAAUGGGUUCAAGAUGAGCUUAGUGAAUUAGGAGAGCUCAAAUUUAGGUUUAAGGACAAAGAAAAUCCGUUGAGUUUGGCUACGAAGCUAGCUUCGGAGUUAAAGCUUGUACCAUUCAAAGAUAUUUUAUCAUGGCACUAUUUGUUGACGGAAUUUAAACCUGGUAUGUUGACGCGGUCAGGACGAAUCAUGGAGAUUCUUGACAUGUUGAUUCCGCAGAAUAUGUUUUAUAUGGUGAUUUCGAAGAACUUCAGCGGUCAGGAAGGAAACACUGAAGAGCCGGUCUAUGGAACCGAGAUGAGAAUCAGUAGCAUCAAUGAGGGUACGAUGAACCGGUUCCAAGCGGCUAUAGAGACGGUCCAUCCUGCUCUACAUAUGCCGGAGAAAAACGAGUAUAUACCAACCAAAUUUGAUCAGAAGCCUCGAGAAGCAGUGAAAAGUGAACACCCACGAGUCAUAUAUGAUGAUGUAUGGUGUCGUAUUUGGUUCAAGCAGGAUGAUGAGUACAAACUACCGAAAAUGGUUACCAAGUUGUCUGUCACUGCUCCGAUAAUCGCUGCUGAUCCGAGAUCGACGAUGCUGUCGUCCAUGUUUCUGUGGUGUUUGAAUGAUGCCCUGACGGAGGAAACCUACAACGCUGAACUGGCAGGUCUGAAGUGUGAACUUGAGCUAGGAACCUUUGGAACAAAUCUAAAAGUGACAGGGUAUGACGAGAAGCAACCGUUGUUUGUAGAACACCUAGUCAAGCGGAUGACCGACUUCAAGCCAGGUCGGUUGAAAGUUGGCUAUUGA